AUGCGCAGAAGAUGGCCGCGGGAAAAAGCAUGGAGUGCAGAAGGUGGCAGACCAGCACCUCCCUUCGAGCCUCCCAAUGCACCUCCUAAUGGAGGGCAGGUUCCAGUGGAGUCGCCUCAGGCAGACGUCGGGACUUUGCGGGCGCAGAAUUCCAUGGCUUACUUUGAGAGCCUGCAGAUGACAAAAUCGCUGCGAGCAAAUGUAUUGGCAAUGCCGCCAGAUGCUCCAGUCUCCACCCCGACUAUGAACACACAGCUGCGGGGAGUGUCUGUGGGUGACAUGCGGAAGGCCAUGCGCAUGGAACCGUUCUGGUACUGCCGCUUCCUGAAGAAGUCCCGCAAGUGCUACGACAUCAAGAAGUACCGCUGGACCGCGAGCGACUCCACAGGUCUUGCACGAGGGGUUCGCAGUCGUUUGCCACUACCUACGGAAUUGCCGGGAUGGUUGACGCGUUCCUUCAAGGUUCCUGAGGAGACAGCCUUCACCACAGUGGUGCGCAUCAGUGGUGCCGGUCGGAAUCCUGAGAACAUGGAUGACCUGGCCGAGAUUCCUGAUUCGCAGCCUGUGGUUUUGGUGAUGCAGAGCUGUUCGCACGAUGCUCCCUAUGGUGAGUACUUCCGGAUCCAGGAGACUUUGAUUUUUGCGCGCAGUGUGUCGGGCACAGACCUGAAGCGCUGGGUGUCCGUCCUGUGGGUGAAGUCUCUGCCGUGGACAGCAUCGCCUCUGAAAAACAUCAUUGAGUCGCAGACAGUGGCAGAUUCCCAAAAGGCCCAUGAUGAUUUGGUGAAGUUUCUGAUUCAGGCUGCUGAGGAUGCGCGCGAAGCCUGA
Molecule: messenger RNA, 828 nt
Organism: Cladocopium goreaui
Lineage: Eukaryota; Dinophyceae; Suessiales; Symbiodiniaceae
Source: the annotation of a GenBank genome assembly